AUGGCAUCAUCUUCAAAUCAUUUUCACUACCAAAGAGAUGAAGAUGAUCCAUUUGAUGCGUAUUAUCAAAAUUUUCAAGAUAAUUUAAAUUUCUUGCAAGAACCGACCGAGCCAAAAAAACGACUUUUCAUAGAGAGAAACCGUGAAGAUGGGCACAAUAAUCUUUGGAAUGAUUACUUUAGUGACACUCCAACAUACCCACAUAAUUUAUUCCGUCGACGUUUUCGAAUGAACAAGCCAUUGUUCAUGCGUAUUGUGCAUCGUCUAUCUACCGAAAUCCAAUAUUUUCAACAAACCCAAGAUGCGGCCGGACGCGCUAGUCUUUCACCAAUACAAAAGUGCACUGCAGCUAUUCGUCAAUUGGCAUAUGGUAGUGCUUCUGACACAGUCGACGAGUAUGUUCGAAUUGGUGCCUCCACAGCUCGAAAAUGCUUGUACGAGUUUACUUCUGCAAUAAUUGAAUUGUUUGGCGAUGAAUACUUAAGACGUCCCACCGAAGAAGACAUACAAAGACUACUCCAUCAAAAUGAACAACGUGGAUUCCCGGGGAUGAUUGGGAGCAUUGACUGUAUGCAUUGGGGCUGGAAAAAUUGUCCCACAGCUUGGAAGGGUAUGUAUUCACGAGCAACGGGAAAACCUACUAUCGUGUUGGAAGCGGUAGCUUCUUAUGACCUAUGGAUUUGGCAUGCAUUUUUUGGAGCUCCAGGUACUAUGAACGACCUUAAUAUUCUUGAUCGUUCUAAUGUUUUUGAUGACAUUAUUAACGGUCAAGCACCUGAGGUCAAUUUCAUUGUAAACGGAAAUCAGUACAAUUUGGCGUACUAUCUCACUGAUGGUAUUUAUCCGAAAUGGGCCACUUUUAUUCAAUCUAUUCGACUUCCUCAAGGUAUGAAAAAUUCCCUCUUCUCUAAAAAACAAGAAGCUGUGCGGAAAGAUGUAGAGCGUGCUUUUGGAGUUUUGCAAGCUAGGUUUGCCAUUGUUAAAAACCCUUCUCCUUUAUGGGAUAAAAACAAAAUGGCAAAUGUAAUGAAAGCAUGCAUAAUACUCCAUAAUAUGAUUGUAGAAGAUGAACGACAUACAUACAAUGUCCGUAACAUUUCAGAAUUUCAGCACGGAGAAGAUGUCGAUCAAACAUAUACCGUUGGUACCGCCGGUGUAGGUUCAAAUAUAGGCACAACAAUUACUCGUCGAACCAGACUUCGUGAUAAACAAGCACAUGAACAAUUAAAACAUGAUUUAAUAGAACAUAUAUGGUCUAAUUUUGGACAUCUUCAAGAUUAUGAAAAUUAA
Molecule: messenger RNA, 1290 nt
Organism: Capsella rubella
Lineage: Eukaryota; Viridiplantae; Streptophyta; Magnoliopsida; Brassicales; Brassicaceae
Product: putative nuclease HARBI1
Exons: 1
Coding region: 1-1290 (429 amino acids)
Source: RefSeq, a predicted model, not a curated record